Molecule: messenger RNA, 1611 nt
Organism: Platichthys flesus (European flounder)
Lineage: Eukaryota; Metazoa; Chordata; Actinopteri; Pleuronectiformes; Pleuronectidae
Exons: 5
Coding region: 1-1461 (486 amino acids)
Source: RefSeq, a predicted model, not a curated record
AUGUAUCAGUGUCCUGGCUCUACCACAGUGUCCCCACUUUCCAUCCUGGAGAGGUACGUUAACAGGCUCUUCAGGAGAAUGAAGCCUCUGAGCAGCCGGACCCGACUGUCCCCAUCCAGCCUGAAGCUCGGAACCUACACCAGGAUCCUGUUUGUGGACUUCAGCUCUGCAUUCAACACCAUAAUCCCAGAUCUGCUCCACAACGAGCUCUCCCAGCUGAGCGUGCCUCCAUCUGCAGGUGGAUCACACAGUCUGAGAGGAGGCAGUGGGUCUCCCGGACCCCUCCCACCCUGGGCAUGGACUCUUGGUGCCCCGCCACUUCAUCAGGACCAAAACCUCUGUGACGCCAUAAAACUGCUGCUGCUCAUCGAUGAGACCUUGGAGCCUCUCACUGCACUGAUGGCCCUGAGACACUUUGACUUCCUGUGGACCAUAACUAUCUGCCGCUCUGGUGCCGCUCUGCUGCCGCCCCCUGCCGCAGCAGCGGACGUUAGCAGCAGCUUCUUCCCUGCUCAGAGGUGCUACAGAACCAAGCCAGGACCAGGACCCAGACCCGAACCAGGAUCAGAGCCAGGACCCGGACUCAGAUCCGGAUCAGGACCAGAGCCAGGACCCGGACUCAGAUCCGGACUAGGACCAGAUCCAGGACCCGGACUCGGACCAGGACCAGAGCCAGGAUCAGGACGAACCGAGGCCUGUGGCUCCUCCUCCUCUCUUCCUCUCCUGCGCUCUCUUCAGAUGGAGGACUCGGAGGCGGAGCUGGCGGUGUCGGAGGCCGACGCCCUGGGCGCAGACUUCAUCACGGUGGAGCUGGACACGCAGCCCAUCGAGUACGUGGUGAAGUGGGCCGAGGUCGGGUCCAAGUUCACCAUCUCCUGCGUGAAGAAGGACUCGGAGGACGCCUCGGACCUGCCGGCCGAGCAGCUGAAGAUAGAGACGGACGAGGCCUUCUUCGCCCCGUACGAGGAGGUGUUCCCCUGUGAGGUGACGGAGCAGAGCGUGGAGAUCAAGACGGACUCUGACGAGGAGGAGGAGGAGGAGGAGGACACCGAGGAGGAGCAGGAGGUGCUGGUGGAGGCGGGGAGCAGCCAACUGGACGGCGAGGUUGAUUCGGACCAGGCCGACUUUGAGUCGGACGAGCGGCAGUACCGCUGCAGCUACUGCAGGAAGUGCUAUAGCCACGCCUCCAGCCUGUACCGCCACCAGCAGACGCACACCGGGAAGAACGCCGGUGCACCGCCCCCCCCCCGAGCGGGCGCUGGAGCCGAGUCAUCAGGACGCACGCUACACCUGCCCCCACUGUGGGAUGAGCUUCAAGGGCAGCAGGAUGCUGGGGAGUCACCUGCGGCUGCACGGCAAGCGGCGGAUUCACCCCUGCAACAUCUGUGGGAAGGAGUUCAACCACAGCUCGAGUCUGUCGCGCCACCGCCUCAUCCACAAGAAAGGAAAAGGAAUCCCUAAGGACGCCGCCCUCAGCCCCACUGUGUCCUCCCAGCGCCGUUCGCUGAAGACAGGCAGGAAGAACAAGAAGACCAAGAGGCAGCAGCACGUAGCGGCCGCCAUCGUUCAGAGUCAGGGUGGAGACAAGUUCUACGCCUGUCCGCAGUGUGA